AUGGAUGCCAUGUAUGCUGAUAAAUUACACAGAGAGAUUGCUGCACUUGAGGAAAAAUUAGACCGUAUGGUCGACAUGCUGGCUGCCUCAGAACGCACUGCCAGAGAACGACUAGAUGGGACUACUGCAAGCUCAUCCCCGGCGGUUGAAGAGAGAAUCAUCGCCACCGACCUUGACGAAGAAAAAGUAUUGGAAGUGUUCAGAAAGCAGAUGCUGCUCCUCUUCCCUUUCUUGAUGAUUCCCUCGGAGGUUACUGCAGAGGAAUUGCGCCGAGAAAAACCCUUCCUCUUCAUGAAUAUUUGCAUGGUUGUGUGCCAAAGCUCUGUCCGCCAGAGAGAAAUUGUGAAGUCAGUACAGCGAUACGUGGCAGAGCAUAUCGUCAUGAGAGGCGAACAAAGUCUGGAUCUCCUCCAAGGGCUUCUGGUAAAUGCAGCUUGGUUCACAUCUGUCAGUCGUUGCCAGCCGCCCGCCGCGUCUACGCCCACAUCUGGCCACAGUGAAAUCUUCAAAGCCGAGAUGGAGCCUCAAUCUAUCAUUCGCAGCACCUCUCAAUUCGAUGCUUUUGUGCAUCUACUUGUGGCCCAAUCCCUCAGUUUGGGGCUGAACCAAGAGUUGACCUAUCAAAAAAGCUUGAAUUACCCCAUGACUUAUUUAAGGGAAGCCUUACAUGAGCCUUCUCACAAUCCUGUCCGAACCUUGGAGGAACGACGAACCUAUCUAGGGUGUUACUACCUGACCACGAUGCUUUCCACUUGUGUGAAAGACCUAGGACCCAUCAUCCGCUUCACCAAAUACACCGAAGAAUGUUGUAAGGUUCUAGAGCAGGUCGCAGAAAACCCCGUCGAUUCCCACUUGGUACAACUAGUCCGAGUGAUGAACCUUGCAAAAAGGAUUCAUUGUACACUGUACCGAACCGACCUUCACUCCUCACCAGUCUCAUCAUCCCCUAUUGGAUUGAGCAUAAGAUGGCUGGAGGCUGAACUCAGAGAAUUGAAGGCUCGCAUGUCGGGUGACCCAUCACAAAGCGCCAUCCUAUUAACCCACUACGACACACUGGAAAUACAUCUCUAUCGAGUCGCUCUGAACCAAGACUCGGCCGAGUCCAACUACGGCGAUCACCCACUGAUGCGAUUAGAUCUUCUAUACCGCUGCCUGGAAUCAACAACCUCAUUCUUCCGAAACUUCUGCGCCCUACCCUCCACGUUCUUCCCAUAUGUCCCCUUUACCAUAAUCUGUCAGUUCGGAAAAGCAAUCGUCACCCUCUCCCAGCUGUCACUAUAUAACCACAGCGGGUGGGAUCGCACGUACGUCGAAAGCACAAUAGACUUCAAUCACACCAUCGACCAAUUGCUCGCCAAGCUAGAAGAGUCCCGGCCUCAUUUUCAACAGACCUUGCAACAGGAUCCCGAAUGCACCCAGAUCCCCGAGAUAUACGGGAGAAUGGCCGCGAGAGGACAGAUGUUGAAGGCGAUGCACCAGCGGAGAAAGGACGCUUUGGAACAAACCUCACCGUCGAGUAUGACAACCAUGGAUUACGAGCUUAUGAUGAAUACGCCUUUGGAUCUCCUAUUUCCUUUUGGUGAGAUACCGCCUGUUUAUGAACCGUAUAGUUUUCAGGUUUAG
Penicillium salamii is the source of this 1623-nucleotide messenger RNA. The record is from the annotation of a GenBank genome assembly. Lineage: Eukaryota; Fungi; Ascomycota; Eurotiomycetes; Eurotiales; Aspergillaceae.